AGAUAUUUUGUUGAAUUGGUUUGACUGGGUCUCUUCUUGAUCAAACCACCUGCUCUUUACUCAGGUUCUGUAGCCACCUUUGAUUUGACAUGAUUUCCCCAAACUCUCACUUCACACUGGACGUAGAUAAUUAUAUUCACAUGUAUUUUAUAUGCUAGCCUCGUGUGCACUCGCGAGAGACUCCGCAGCAGUUGCUUAGCGUUGUUAAGGAAGCAGUUCAUGCGGUCGGCGCGACAUCAAGAGUGAGAUGCGUUUCCGCGACACUGUCAGUCUAGCUUGUCACUACACGCACAACUUGACGGUACAACUACUUCUAGGUCAGGAUUAACGCUACUAUGCGUAUUAAAUUUCAGGCCUGCCUGAAUGCACAUGUUGUUUAUUUAUUAAAUACUUUUUUUCUGUGUUACCAGUAGAUAAAGUGACAACUACUUUUGAUAACAUAUAGUAAAGUGACGGGGGGGGAAGCGGACGAGAAGGUCUAUACAUCUAGACCUAAACGGAAGAUUUUCUCUUUAAGAACAAAAUAGGCUGCUUAACAAAGACAGCCAUGAAGUUGGAGUUAAUUUGACAAACGAGCCAUCUCUCCAUCCCUCCCCUCCUCCUCGCUCUCUCUCUCUGCGAUGCCCCGCUCCUUCCUGGUGAGGUCUAAGAGGGGGUCCUGUCACUCCUCCCGGCCGCCCAGAGACGUCAGCUCUUACCUGCGCCCGGUGGAAUCGCCCGAGUCCCUGAGGAACGCAGGCACUGAGUGGGCCGCCCCUGUCAGGACCCCUGUGCCACCGAAGGACCCGGGGACGGGCGCGGUGGAGGCUGUGCCCUCCCCCCCGUCCCCCUCGCUCUCCAGCUGGCCCGAAGCCUCCAAAGACGUCUCCCCUACACACCCUCACAUCUGGCGCUCUCUGCACCCCAAAGACCCGAGCAGGCGGCAGCCUCAUGACCCCCAUGACCCCACACACCCCUGCGAGUCGUCCCAGGAGCUCCAGAGGCUGCUGGAAGUGUAUCAGCGGGGUGGCGGCCAAGCUGCAGGCUGUCCUCAGAUCAGUGUCAGCGCCUCCCCUCUGGGGUCAUACCCAUUCUGUAGUAAGGGUUUCUCCUCUGUCUCCGGGUCAGAGGCCAUCAUACACAGGGCUGAUGGAGGUCUGCACAAGCUCAGCGUCUUGAAGAGUGAUGGCACGGUCCUCCGAACCUGCUCAGACGCAGGCCACAGAGGCCACAGAGGUCACCGAGGUCACAAGGAGAGGACGUUCCAGUGUACGGUGUGCAGUAAGGUCUUCAAGCGCUCCUCCACCCUCUCCACCCACCUGCUCAUCCACUCUGACACACGGCCCUACCCCUGCCAGUACUGUGGCAAGAGGUUCCACCAGAAGUCCGACAUGAAGAAACACACCUUCAUACACACAGGAGAGAAGCCCCACGUGUGUGCGGUGUGUGGCCGCGCAUUCAGCCAGAGCUCCAACCUGAUCACACACAGCCGUAAGCACUGCGACCAGAGGCCCUUCAGCUGCCCACGCUGCCUCUACAGCUGCCAGCGCAAGGUGGAGCUGCGCAGACACCAGGAGCUGCACUGCGCACACACACUGCUGUAUGCUCAGAGCUAAACACACACACACACACACAC
Messenger RNA from Clupea harengus (Atlantic herring), 1615 nucleotides. RefSeq lists its product as uncharacterized. NCBI's taxonomy places the organism in Eukaryota, Metazoa, Chordata, Actinopteri, Clupeiformes, Clupeidae. Gene Ontology annotation, biological process: regulation of transcription by RNA polymerase II. Gene Ontology annotation, molecular function: RNA polymerase II cis-regulatory region sequence-specific DNA binding; DNA-binding transcription factor activity, RNA polymerase II-specific. The record is from RefSeq and is a predicted model, not a curated record.